UCACAUUUCUUUAACAUUCUCCUUAGUUUCUGAACCUACCCUCAUCGGUUCUCCAAGGAGCCAAGAAAGAACUGCUUUCUCAGCUUCUCGGAGUCUCACCAUCCUCUGUUUUCACCAUUUCUUAAUACACACGCAAUCUCUAAAUCCAAACCUAACCCUAAAAAUGGACUCCACCGAGCUAAAACGUGUGUUCCAAAUGUUCGACAAGGACGGAGACGGUCGGAUCACACAGAAGGAGCUAAACGAGUCAUUCAAAAACCUCGGGAUCGUAAUCCCUGAAAACGAGCUAUCGCAGAUGAUCGAGAAGAUCGACGUGAACGGCGACGGUUGCGUUGACGUUGAAGAGUUUGGAGAGCUUUACAAGUCGAUAAUGAUCCAAGACGAGGAUGAGAUAGGAGAUGAAGAUAUGAAGGAAGCGUUCAACGUUUUCGAUCAGAACGGUGAUGGGUUUAUUACGGUGGAUGAGUUGAAAACGGUCUUGUCUUCCUUGGGACUCAAGCAAGGUAAGACCUUGGAGGAGUGUAGGAAGAUGAUAAUGCAAGUGGAUGUUGAUGGUGAUGGUAGGGUUAAUUACAAGGAGUUUAGACAAAUGAUGAAGAAGGGUCAGAUCUUAGCUCAAUGAGCUGAUGAUUUUAUGAUUGUUUGUUUAUAUUUUUUUUUGGCUUAUUUGUGUUAACCUUUUUCUCUCGCAUUCUAGAAGGAAAUAUCACAUGAACUGAGUUUGUUUUAUAGUGUCUAGGUUUGCGAGAGCACAUUGUAAAAAUUGUUGCUAAUUUUAUACGACGCUAUAGGUGGGUUAUAUUUUUAAA
Molecule: messenger RNA, 809 nt
Organism: Brassica oleracea var. oleracea
Lineage: Eukaryota; Viridiplantae; Streptophyta; Magnoliopsida; Brassicales; Brassicaceae
Product: calmodulin-like protein 6
Exons: 1
Coding region: 164-622 (152 amino acids)
Molecular function (GO): calcium ion binding
Source: RefSeq, a predicted model, not a curated record